GGGUUGUGCCCAUUCCUAUUUCUCACUGAAACCCAUUGUUUUGGUGGUCGUCGUCGCCUAAAUUUUUAGGUCAUUUAGCACACCUUGUUGUUAGUUUCGGGCGCUUAAAUCGGAUAGCGAGCUGAAAAUCUGAUCGUGUAGUCAAUGGUAAAGUGCAAGCAAGUGCGUCGCCGCUGCUUUGCAAGGGUCUAGUGCCUGGAGUUGGUCAUGCUGCUCCAAUGGACCUGUGCCAAACAUGACCGUCAGUUUCUACUUUUGAACUGAAAAAUUAUAUAACGCAAUGGAGCUCAAAGUCUGGGUCGAAGGGAUCCAAAGAAUCAUCUGUGGUGUUACUGAAAAUACGUCGUGCCAGGACAUCGUUUACGCUCUGGCUCAUGCUACUGGCCAGACAGGUCGAUUCACCCUGAUUGAAAGGUGGAGAAACAAUGAAAGACUCUUGGCACCUAAUGAGCAUCCUCUAAAGAUUUUGAACAAGUGGGGCGAGUACUCGAACGACGUCCAGUUUGUUCUCCAACGAACCACAGCACCUAGUUCCUCCGACCAGAGUCCAUCAAAGUUUGGCGGUUCGCCGACAACAAUGGUCCACUCACCAAAGGAUGGCGCGGAGCCGUCACGAAAUAUCAAGAAGUCUCUAACUAUAAGCUCUGGCACUGGCUACCAGAAUCACAGGAUAGGGGUGGUGCAGGGAGUGCCUCAGCGGCAGCAACCACCACCUCAGCAGCAGCCGCAGCCUAGUCCCGACUCGUCAUCUUCUGAUCUUAAAUCUGCAAGCCAGACCCAAUCACCACCUCCGUACAGGGAACCACCGAAACCAACUCUUCCCCCAUACAGAGCGCCUCCCCAUCCUGCCACCUCCCCCAGGAGUACCCCCGAUCCAUUCGUGGAUGAUAGUUUUGACCGAAGCAGGUCAAUGUCUGGUCUCUACAAAGCAUCCGGUGCUAAGAGCCCGUCUCCGAGUCCAGUAUCGUCUGCAAUGCCAUCAGUGCAGAAUUCGAUCAGUGAUCUAAAUCAAAGUUCGUCAAGCAAGAUGUCUCGGAAGAGUGCCCAAAAGGUUUCUCAACAGGAGGAGAUCGACAGUGGAUUUGGAAGUGGUGAACCAAGUGCAAGCGUCCUUUUGACUCCGCAGUAUAAGGAACUUAUGAGACUGGUUAAUCAGCAGCGAGAAAAACUUGGUUCCCUCCAGGCAGACUUAACAAAAUACGAUGCUGAGAUUAAUUUUUGGGAAAGCAAGAGUCGAGAGCAGCAGCAUAAAGUAGAGUAUUGUAUGCAGGAGAGUUUGAGACUUCAAGAAACCAGCAAGAUGCUUGAAGAUCAGCUAAUGGCUUUGAAAAAUAUUGAGGAGGAGAAAGAUAUUUCCAAGCAGCAAGGAAAAACUUUGAAAUCAGAAAUAACCCUGUUGAGGUCCAAGCUGGCGAAUUGUGAAACGGAACUUCUUCAGUGUCGUGUUAAAAUCAGGCACUUGUUUGACGAGUUGAAAUUGGAACAACGAACUGCUGCCAUGGAGGAUACGGAUGAAAAAAUCAACAGCAAUCUCGAGUUGAUGUCACAACUGGAAAAGCUGCAGAAGCAGGUCGAAGAAGCAAAGUCUGUCACUGCCAAGGAUUUAGAGUCGGGAAGAAAAUUGGAUGAAGAGGUUGAAUCUCUAGAGAAUGUCAUAGGAGAAAAGAAGAAACAACUGGAAUUGUUAGUUCAAGACAUGAAAGAUGCAAAUUUGCACAGCCUUUCUAUAGCUCCGUCAUCCGACGAAGGCCUGCGGUCUUGUUUAUUAGAAGGCAUUCAUCGAAGUUCAAGAAAAAUGAUUGGCUCUCCUAGACAGCUGGAAAACGCUGUACCGACAAGCAAAAACCCUCACGGAGUUUGGGUCUGAGUUUUUAUGAAUUUUAUCAUGACGAGUUCAAUCAUGUCGGCCAUUGAAUGUGGGGCUCUUAAAAUGUGUAAAUAAUUUUACUAAGCUGAAGAUCCCGCAAACACCAACAAUCCAAUACUCUAAAAUUGAUUGAAUGCCAAUAAUGCAGUGUGAUCUACCUUCUCUCGAACACUCGUCAAACCUUUUUUGGAAAUAAUUAAUAUUUCUACAUUUCAAGCGCAUUUUGUUGAAACUUUAGGCACAAAUUUAAUUUAAAGUUUUUCAAGGUGAUCACAUUUUGUAUGAUGCAAAAACUGCCAAAGAUUGUUUGUUUCAUGUCUAAUGAUUUGCUCUUCUAAUUUCUUUGGCACCUGCCUACUUAGAAGCUCUUGCUUUUAUUGGUCUUAUAAUUAUUGUCUGAAUAUGAAAUUGUACUCUUUGAAUUAUGACAAUAUCACCUGAGAUGUGAUCAAAUCAAAAUAGCUUAAACAUUAAUAUUUUGUUUUAUAUAAUAAUUAUAAGCAAUUUAUGAAUCUUCGUAAAAUACUAUAGUGCUGCUUUAAUUCUGCAGAUUAUGUACUAUAUGCAUAUUAUUUAUUAUAUAUCAUCGUACAUUUUGAAGCUCUCCUGAUUUUUUUAUUAGCAGCUUUUAUUGCCACAAUCAAUAGUGUCGAGAGUUACUGUAGUCAAGUGGGCCUACAUACUUUUGUUGUACACAAAUGUUUGAACAUAAUAUCAGUUUUCUUAAUUCUGAAUAUUAUGAUAAAUUCAAAAGUCGGUGACACUUAUUAUGUCAAAA
Molecule: messenger RNA, 2645 nt
Organism: Neocloeon triangulifer
Lineage: Eukaryota; Metazoa; Arthropoda; Insecta; Ephemeroptera; Baetidae
Gene: RASSF8
Product: dynactin subunit 1
Exons: 9
Coding region: 281-1867 (528 amino acids)
Biological process (GO): signal transduction
Source: RefSeq, a predicted model, not a curated record